AUUUUAAUAUUCACUAUUAUCAAUGUUAUAAGGAGAAAGUCGUAAAUAUUUUGGACUUUUCUCAGGAAGCGAAGCACUGAAAAAUAUUAUUUGGAAAAUUUGACGCAAUCGAUGCUCGCGCUAAAGAACCUAUGACUCAACAAACGGAUCUGUACUUCUUCGAUCAAUGUUUCAGACGUCGAAAAUACAAGCGCCAUCGAAAACCUCAAGAGCUGUUGCCGUUUUCAUUACGGCUCACGGGACUUAGUGGAGCUGUUAAAGUCGAAGCCUAUCUUAAACAACAACAACAAAAAGCUGGAGAGGGAAAAGAAGGUUAUAAUAAGGUUUCUGUGGCCGAGAAAGACAAUGAAGCCGAGUCGCCAUCUCGUGCAGGCCUGAUUCGUAAGGAUCAAGAUGUUGAUUUUGAAGGUGUAAAAAAAUUUCACGGUGGAAAACCGUUUAACUUACCGGAUAUUGCAGCUCGUGGUGUUCAUUCACCACCAGCCAUAAGGAGCUAUGAGCAGUUAGAGGGAGACGACGAGGAGGAGGAUACACAGAGGUUCUUGUUCGAGGAAAAUAAAUUCGCGGCUCCGAAUCUGUUAGCGCAACUUGGACGAUUAAUUGAUCACAUACACGAGGUACAGUUGGAAGAAUUAGAAGAGGUUCAGUCUAGUAGUGGUCACUUUAAUAGCAGAUCUGCGACACCCGUGCCGGAGGAAGAACAAAGUUUAAUCUCUGAAACUAUUCGCAGUGGAGGCGUCUUUAUCCCGCUACCAGACGAUUUGCAUAAGAAGCUUCGAGGAAACUUCGAAGAACUAUCCGCCAAUGUUGUGUAUGUUCGCCGAGAAUGGCAAACUACAAGUUAUAGAGAGCAGGCACUUUUAAAGAAACGAUUGGGUAUCAUGAGUGACUCGCAAACGAAUGUAGAUGUGGCUAAGAGUCCUGAUAAAAGUACAAUAUCAGGAGAGCAAAUCAAAACAAAUGAUGAUAUUAAGGCAUCUGCAGCUAAAGGAUCCGAGUCAAAAGAUUUCACUAAACGAAAACAAUCAACUGUCGGUGAGUCUACUUCAAAGAUCGAUUCUACCGAUGAUCACAGGAGAGAAUCGCUUCUUGGUGUAAAUACUCCAGACCUUAGUACGAGUCAUACUGAGUUUCCAAGCCGUCGUGAAUCAUCUUCGCGACUUUCGUUCAUUACAAGCCGUCCUAAGACUCGGUUAGAGAGGUUCAAGGUAUUUACGGAUAAGGUUUCAUCUGGUAAGUGAUAAUUUCACUUGUGUAUUGUUUAAUUUACCCUUCUCUAAAAAGUCAAAAAAUAUUUUGACUACGAUACGAACAGAGCUGGUAAAUUUCAAUGCAAUGUUUACGAAAUUUACAUGACUUUAAUAACAUCUUUGCAGCUGCAAAGCAUUUGAAUGACUUCCUGUCACGAUUUCCCGCGAAAAUUAAGUCAAUUAUUUAAUUUUAUUAUUUGCUAUGUGCCACUGUCGCGGACCGUUAUUUAAUGAACGAAAAAUCGGGCUAUUUAAUCCUUUUCUUCAUUGUUAGCACUGAAAGAUUUAUUUUUCAUAUAAUAUCUUCAGAGAAAAGAAGAACUGCAAGUGGAAGUCACUUUGACGAGGAUGAAGAAAAUCAAAAAGAUUUAUCAGAUGGUGAGUGGAAAAAAAGUUUUAUUAGCUUGCGGUGAGUGGAAUAUGCACUGUGUACACAUUAGCAACUAGCAAGCGACGACCAGAAAUACGUCUGCUGUUUGCAGGCUAACUAGCAACUGGCUGAUAAAUUAAUUAUUGUUUACAUUUGUUUUGUUUCAGUUCAUUCUGGUCAUGGUACCUCAGGGCAGCCAACUGUUAUUAACUUCUCUCUUCUCUCAAAAACCUGUGAGGAAAAAGGUAACACUAACAUUAAUUUAAACUUGUAUAUAUUUUUGAGAAAAAUUAAGUGUUUCAUGAGAAGAAAUACAGAAAAUGUACUUGAUCUAUAAUUAAUAAUUAUAAUAAUAAUAAUUAUUAUUAUUAUUAUUAUUGUUGUUAUUUAACCAUUUGCCUUGUUAAUGUUGUAUUUGACAGGUUGGAUUUUGCAUCAAGAUAGUGCAAGCGACCUUGAAAGACAAACGUUGUUAGAAUGGGCGCGAGCUAGGCUACAGCAAGCUAUAAGAGAAAAGUAAGAUUCCUAUAAAUAAUGUAUUGGAUUAUACCAGCUCUGACACAGUGCAUGCCAUGUUAAUUUACAAGUGUAACUUGUACACAAAUGCUGAUUAGCUUUGGCGUUCUUUUGCUUUCAUUUGACUGUUCAUAAUCAAGUGUUACCCAGGCUCCAAUUUUAAUAAAUUUUCUUAAAAAAAGGAUUUUGUUACAGGAUCAGAGUAAAACCCAUCAGUGUUAUUGUAAAUAUUACCAUUUACAUCAUCAUCAUCAUCAUUACUAUUAUCAUCAUUAGUACAUUAUUAUUAUAAUCACUAUUAUUAUUAUUAUUGAAACUUAUUAUGAUUACAGUUGAACCUCUCCACAAUGGCCAUCUUGGGGAGCGAAGAAAGUGGCCGUUCAAAAGAGGAUUGAUGUAUGGAUCGCCCACCAAAUAAAAUGGUCAUUUUGGAGAGGUGGCCCUUAGUGGAAGUUUUACUGCAUGUUAUUUUUAUUAGUAUAAUUUACUAUUGUUAAUUUUAUCACUGCUUUUCUUAUAACUUUUUACAGGGAAGAGAUGAACGAGAAAGCAAAGGAACUUGGUGUAGAUGGCCCUCUAGUUACUAAAUACUAUGGAGACACUCAGAGGGAAGCUGCUAUGAAGUACAAGAAGGGUGUGUCAUGGGCCAAAAGGUGGAAGAACCUCUCAGAUGAGGACAAGAGACCAAAGUUUCUCACCAGCUUACCAGAUGGCACCUCUUAUUGCUAGUAUCUUUUAUAAAGUACUAAAACUCUACUGGUAUCAUAUCCCUCUUUGUAACCAGACCUUGGUCAGUGGGGGAAAUAUUUUUCCUUUUCCUUUGUCUAGGGAGAGUUUUCUUAGAGCUUAGAAAUUAAAGGCCGGAAACCCUCCAGUCUGUUCUUUUCUCUAAGAAUUCACAAGAUCUUUCCCAAGUUUCAUCAAAGACUAUGUCCCUUCCUGUGAUUUUAGUAGGCAGAUUUAGCAAAGACAAUGCUAUAUUUUAAAUGAGAUCACAAAAGAACCUGGUGAACUCAACUUCCAGUGUUCAAUUCGCUGCUCUGUACAGUCACCAUUAUCAUUGUCGUUGCAUUGUCUUUGCUUAAUCUGCCUAAUGAGGCACUCAGUAAUAUCCUUGUUACUGUAUUUGUUGUCACCAUGUUGUUAUAAUUCAAAGUUUUGUAUUCUUUAACACAACUGUCUUCAGCUACCCUUCUGGCCGAGUGGCUAUAUGUGCCAUAUACCCUGGUCCUAAUAUUGCUGGGAGGUACACUAUAGUGUAUGGAGACUCUGUUGACAAUCCAAUGUUAGCAAUUUUUGUUCCAGCAGGACAAGGCUGCUGUUUCCACAAGAAUGGAAGCAUUAGGUAAUAAGGAUAUUGGGUGAUUAAUUCCCUGAUGAAUCUGGCUUUUAAGAGUUAGACAGUCUCACACCUUUGAACCUGACUGUGUUUCAUCUUCUUUGAUAGAUUUGUUUCAACCACUAAAUUUGGAGCUGUCAUGGAGGAUGUAAGUAGAAGUAGAAUUUUUACCUUUUCACAGUUUUCUUUUGUGUUCAUGUGUUUUCCCAGCAAACAGAGAUCUUCAGUAUGUAUGAGAUGCUUUAUAUUCCUUGGAUUCAGUCUGGCUGAUUUUAUAGACUGUACUUCAUACAUAGUCAAUACAUACUUCAUACUCAAAGCCAGCUGAGUACAAAUUUACUCCAACCAAGGGGAGACUGAGUAUAUCUCAGCUUCCAAUACUAAAAAGUAUUGGAGGUGAUGGUGAAACCCGCCUUUCUUGGUUACACAAUUUAUUCUCUCUUGACUUCCACCCUUCCAUCGUUAUCAUUUUAUGCUCUACCUGUCCCCCCGAGAUUCUUGAGGUUUUUCAAAUGUAUCUUCUAAUAUUUUUGAUAAUGCACUGUUAAUUGUGUUCAGGAUGGCAAAGUGGAACAGAAGUGGAAAUGGCCUCUUGGAAGACUUCAAACAACUAUUGUAGUACAGGUAAGCACCCCAUAUAAUUAUCAUGAACUACUGAGAGGUGCUUUUAUGAAACAGCCAUUGAUAACUGCUGUCUAUUUUGCCUCUAAUUCAAAUUUCUUAAAGUAAUCUCUGCUGUGACAUCAGUAAGCUUUUACUUAAAGGAAACUUGGUUUUGUAAAAAUGAUGUGAAUAUUUUUGGAUCAAAUGGCUGAAAUCUUACAAUGCUGAUUUGUGGUGAGUUGCCUUAAGUGUUAACCACCAGUCAGACUACCCUGACUUAUUUUCUGAUAAAGCUAGAUUCUGUGAGUUAGCAAUUUGAAGAAAGAAACAUUGCUUAAUAAUCUCACUUCCUUCUUACACAAUGACCACAAGAAAUUAAACUCUGAUUAUGAUGAGACUGAUUCUCUGUUUUCUUACAGCUGAAUAACUUCAUAUCUCUCCGUUGCGUCAGCCAAAUCGGGAUAACACUGUACUUCAACUGUCAGAAUGAGACAACUAAGUUUCCUGUUGGAAUGGCACAAGGAGCAAAACCAGUUAAACUAACAGAGUUGGUAAGUUUAUAUAGGCGUGGUAUAGGCGUGGUCAGUGUUGUCCCAACAGGAUCAGCAGCGUCACUUGAAGUCUGCAUGUAAGCAUUAAAGUACUUACAGCUCAAAUGGGUCCUUUGCACAAAACGGUCACAUGGUACAAAAGCACCUUGCUGGAGGGCAAACAAUACAGUCGGGCUUUGAAAAGAACAGCCUGUAUACAGACGCCCCCCCCCCCCCUCCUCCCCUCAGAAAAAAUCUGAGGGGAGGGGGGCGUCUGUACACAGGCUAGAAAAGAAAGGAUAAUAGCUUUUUGAAUGUUGUAAUCUCUUUGUUUUACUUUCCACACUGCUUUUCGUUUACCUUCUAGCAAGUUGUUUUUGUUUCAUGUGACCUUUUCGUGCAAACCAGAUUCAAUCUCGCUGUUACCCAGUGAACUGGACAAGGACGCAGGCUUAGACGCGCAUAAAGUAACUGAGUUACAGACGUGUCAUCAGUUUGAUCACCCAAACAGAAUAUCAUAGGUACUGAUAACGAAACAUUGAAAAAACGCUCGAACUGGAUAUAGUGGCUAGCGUAACAUCACUUAUUCAAAACGCGUCAUACGAGGAAGAAAAAUUUCAUUGAAGUUUCUUUGUAAGCCACUUGAACUUUCAUCAGUUUUCCUGAUAAGAAGCCCAAGAUACAAGUCCCAGCUGUUUGGUUUCUAUUUGUACAAUUAAUCUUUGUUUUUGUUUUUUUUUUGGUACGUUGUAUUUCAGGGUUAUCUCCAGACAUCUACGAAAUUUUCUUCAAAUGCAGCGCUACAGGUAAAUAGUCUAGUUUGUUAACGUUUUAACAUUAUUCUAACGUGUAUAAUUCCCUGUUUCACUGUUAGUAAAUGGGUUGCAACACAUCUGAUUAAAUCCAAGUGAUUUUUGUUCUUUGUAUUUUAAGUCAAUGAAGCCAAAAGUGAAGAAACGAGAAGAGAAGAGAAGGCGGCGGACGCAGGUGGGUUUAUUACUAUUAUUUUUUGUCGAAAAUAAACAUUGUUUCACUGGUGCACGGGUUUAAGGUUGUGAAAUUUGGAGCUAUUCAAUCUCAUAUAACAUUUUUCUCGUAAGUCAUGCUUCAAUUGGUCUAAUGUAUUUUCGAUACUUUUAAUAAAUUACUCCUUUCUCCUUCCUCUUUUGUCAGUACUUGCGUCUGCUUUCUAACACACGUAGAAAGGGGAUUCGUGGCGAGAUUUGUGUGAUCAUAAAUUUCAACCCUCCGACAUCAAGAUCAAAGCUUCGUUCUUUCCCACUGUUUACUACUGAACCCUUUUCACUCAUUGUGUGUGUCUGAACCGUUACUGACUCUAUUAUAUCCAACAGAAACUGAAACAUAUAGAAACCAUUUCUGAGGAGUUGCUUGAACAGCGCCUACAGGAGUUAGAGGAGAAAUUUCCUGAGAGAAAAGAGUUGGAUUUGGAUGCGCCGUGGCAGAUGGAUCUUUUAAAACUGCAACGUAAAGUCAAGUAAGAAAAAGAUUAAAAACAAAGUCACCCUUAAAGAAUUGGCUUGGGGUUUUGAUCCAGGACAACUUAUACUACAAAACACUUUUCUUUCAGGGGUUUGAUCUAUGACUGGAUGGAACAUUACCGAGUCGCUGUCGGUAUAUCUCCCCCUUUCCGCAUCUCGUCUCGUGCUAAGCGUCGCUCCAAGUCUCACUCUGCUCGAUCCAUGCCCGGGGCCCUUCCUUCCGCGGUCCAGGCAGCAAAGAGCACUUUUCGGCGAUCUCCGUCGGCCCCUCCUGUGUCUCAUCGUCAGGGAACAUCUCGGGACCGUCCAAGUGUACAGUUUGGUAUUCGUCCGCAUAGCUCCGCGGAGAAAGCAAAGAUUGGAGUAAGAGGAGAAGAUAUCAACGGUAUUACAAUUGAAGUACCCACUGGUGAGAUGCUGGGAUCAAGAAUUGCUAGUAAAGCCACCUCAGCAAUAUCUGGGUGAGUACUUUAGUGUUUCAUGUCGCGUUUUAAGCCCAGGGGAGACUCCGCAUAUGAAAGGGGUGGGGAUGCUCGUGGGAAAUUUUGAAUUAAACCCCUAAAGGAGAGCGACCUGGGCGUGGCCCAAGCGUUUUUUGACCCCUAAAAGAGACGAAAAAAAUAUACAUAUCAAAUGUGUAUUUUUAUAUUUUUUCCCGUGCAACCUUGAACGAGACCUUCACGGCUAAAUAUGAUGGCGUUUUGUCCAGAACACCCUAAGUGAGACCAAAGUCCGAAAUUUACACCCCUAAGCGAGACGACGAGUAUCCCCACCCAUUUCACCACCCCCGGGGGGUUUUAAGGCUCUUCUACAUGAGGUUCAACUUCGCAGUACAUGGAUACGCAGCUUUUAGAACUAUUGACUGACCUGCAUGAUAUGCUCUGAGAUAAUAAAUCAGGUGGAAAUGUGCUCUGAGUUUGAUUAAAGGACGGAAGCAGAAAAAGGCUUGCUUAAAUUUGUUUAGAGAACCGGUAAAGUGCAAAGAUGAGAUCUUUAGCUUAUUUUGCCAUUUACUGACCGUCAUAUGUUGUCCUUUUGAACGUUCUUUGGAUUUAUCAUGAAGAAGGGCGAGUGCUUGAAAUGCCAGCUUUUCAAUCUUUUUAACCUGGUAAAUUGACUUCAUCAGUAGCCUGAAUUUAAGACAUAUCUUCGAGUCGUACAUGAGGGUGUACGCGACUCGAAGAUAUGUCUGAAAUUCAGGCUACUUCAUCAGCUCAGUUGAUUAAACCAUUUAUUUUUCUCCUAGCUAUAGUCCAACAGUGGCCAACUCACGGACACCAUUCCGCUGUGGGGUGAUACAGCAGGCACGUGCUUCCACGCCUCCCAGGUGUGGUUGCCCUGUGUAUCCUUUAAUAAAUCAAUAAUUUGUUGCUGUUGUCGUUUUUGUCCUUCUUGAGGUUUAGUCAAGCUCAACAAUACAUCGGGCCUCACAGAUCGCCCUUUCGAUCUUGUGCUUUCGCCACAAGACUGCCGCGUGCGUUAUUCUGGGUACCAGAAGUUUUUCCUCGCGUGCCGCUGGAUGCUUCGCUGCCGGCCGGAGACCGACAGAUCUCGGGCUGGCGGCCGAAAUCACGAGCGGGUCCCCAUAAAGACUUGACCGCAACCGGAAACCGCCCAUGAAAGUAUCUGACACUUAGGUUAGUCGUGCGUUGAAUUGUAUGAAUUUGAGUUCUACUCCAUGAUCUCUUUGUUACCCUGCCUUAACCUGGUGUUCAGCGCUCUGAGAGCUGAGAUGAGGGGAGAAAAGGAUCCUCAAUGCAGGUAAGGUAUCUCAAACCAGAUCGAGUCAUUGUGAAAAAUUUUACCUCUAUUAUUAGUAAAUCUGUUCCACUAGAAUCUUCUUUACGCGAGAUCACGCAUUGUACUUGAUAUCGCAGUGGACAUGUGACACGUUAAAUUGCCUAUUUAAUCAACCUCGUCCCCAGGACUUUUUUGUUAAAAAAUGGUUGGGACCCACCCAUUUUUUAAGGGACAAGCCCUGGGACGAGGUUACUAUUUAGUGUCCCUUGCCAUAGAAAAAUAUUUCUUGAUAGCUUCACGAUUUAAUUUUCUUUUCACCGUCAAAUUGUAACCGUGCGCUCUCAUUUUCUCGCAGAUGUGAUCGUCGUAAAAUCCCGCUUGUCACGGACCUAGAAUACGAUGCAUUUAUUACCGACCAUGUUCCUCGCACGCAGCUCCUCGUGGUCAGCGUCACUUCAUCACUGUAAGAAUUGUUAAAUUAACGAGCAGGAUGACACCCGGGCUUAGAUUGCAUCUCCCACGCGGCAUCGCAGUGAUUUCGAUGCUGCACUACUCUCAGUAUAAAGUUUUACCGGCGACUUUCAUUUAUACAUGUUCUUUGGUUAUUCUCGAGGUAUAUUUAUAUCCUCUUUGUUGUUUUCCCAGCUAUCCUGAUGCAAACCCCUGUGACAGUAUGCUGGAUCAACUAUUUCAUGAAAAGAACCGCAAUCGAUCUCUGCCUUGUGUUCAGGUAAUCAUAUAUUAAGACAUUAGUGUUUAAAAUUGCUCUUGAUGUCUUAAUGACAUCAGGGGAAGGAACUGCUAUACUUAAAGAGAGCUUUUCCGCUUUUUAUCAACAGGCCCAAAAUGAUCCAUUCCGCUUGGUGCGUUACGACAUCUCCUCAGCAUCACUUGGAUGUGGUGAUCAGUCCCAGCCCCUACUCCUCAGAAGACAUAACGCUGUACCAGGACUGUUUUUAGUAAGUAGUGAACGACAUGAUUUUAGUUAAGCAAGGUAGAAGAAGUUGAAAGAGCCUUGAGGAUGUGAAACGAGCAUACCACACAAAUCCGAAAAAACGCCCUUUCUGUCGUAAUUAACCCCGGCCUCUAUGAAGUUUGCAUUACAGUUUGCCGACACAGUUCCGGACUGCAAGCGCCACUGACUGUAUUCAUUUUGGCGAGAGUUAUUACCUGGUGCACUGUUAAUUGCUUGGUGUGCUUGUUUCUUUUGCAGAUGUACACCGGGGGUAGGCUUCUGUUUGCUGAUCAUAUAUUCAACGGCUAUGGAAAUGCUAAGAAAGAUUUUCUCAAACAGGUAUGACUACCAUGUUAUUAAAAAAAGUAAUGCGUUAGAGCGCCACCAAUUCAAGAUAUCCUAUUUUAUCUUACAGCUGCUAAAUGUUGGUUGUUCUGGAGUGUGAUCCUUUGACGACUUGCGUAGUACUCGAUUUCAAGUAUGUAAUCUGUCAUUAUUGUUUUAUUGUAGAUCAUGAGGUCAAGAAAAGACGCUUUGGAAGGAAAAUCUCUCCCAUCAGACUUCCGCCUGAGCCCUACGCGCGGUCGAUCCGGACCGAGAGCAGCCUGGGGUGGAGAAAUAGGUGGUGUGAAGAUCACACAGCGUGCAUUACCCAAAAGUCCACUAGUAGGUGAAGUUGAAGUCUUUCAGAGUGGUACAAGACUCGAUUCUGCCAAUACUGUUGGGUCUCUAAGCUCUGCUUCGAUUGAAAUCAGGUGAGGUUAAUGGCCUGCUUUCGCUCAUCUUCUAUAAUGCACCGUGUCUCCCCCACCCCCUUCAAAAAAUUUUCCAUCGUCCUCAAUUUCUCUUGGACGAUUGUAAUACCCAGGAAAAAUGAAAAACAAACGUUAUGAAAAAUUCGGGGAAGUGGGGGGAGGUAAGCAAGGUGUAUAAUGGGAAAUGUGCAAAUGGCCAAUUCAAAAAGCAACGUUGGUGUGGCUGUUGGCGCAAAUGUACGCAGGAAUCCGCGCUCGUACAGGACGCGGUUAUGCACAGUAACAUGUGCAAUAAGUGUAGGGAUGUUUCCUCAUUGUUUGUGGCAGUCAGACAUAACAUGAAAGUGCUAGAAAACGCUUCAAACGCAGAUACCCACUAAAGUUCUUUUACUAAUAGUACUGAUCCUUUUCUUGUAGGGGUGGUAGUAGUUCUGCUGCGAGUUUUGUUAAUCUUGGUUUGUCAAUUGACUCUCCAUUUCCUAUGCACACAAGAAAAUGGGUGGCAUCGAACGAGACAAUUCCCGAGCAUCGGAGAGUGCAAACAUCGGCGUGGUAACGAGGGCUGACAGAACGAAAAUUUAAAGAAAUAAAUAAAAAUUUAAAGAGAAAGAUAAAGAUAAAGAAAAUUAAAUCUUAUUUAUGUCUGCUAGACGUGGACUAUUGCAAUAAAGAGAAAGAUAUUUUCUUCUUGUAUUUAAAUCAAAAGAAUUUUCUUCGUUUUUUAGCUUUCUUUUUUUGAAAUCAAAAAAGUGUUUAAAUCAAACUCUUUGCCGACUGAACAGGCAGAGAAACCUUUUUUAUCACGUGACACCCUUCAAUAUCUGUAAUAUAUUUAUAAAACUACAAUAAAGUAGAUUGUUUUCUUGAUAAGCGUGAUGCGUCUUUAAUACUCAGAAAAAAGAAGGGUUUCAGUCGUUGGUUUCCAUUCAAUUACAGUAAACUCUCUCUAAACUGCACACUGCUGGAACCCGCAAAUUGUCUGUCUUGUAGAAAGUCAAACAAAAUUACUGAAGAACGACAGGAACCUUGUUCAGGUGUCCGUCUUAUGGAGAUGUCGCUUAGGUAGAGUUGUCUGUAAAAGCUACUGAAUUUUGGUGCUUUUUAUUAUGUACACUAUGGCUCUACCAUAUUUUGCUUAAAAAAAUCAAUGGCACAAACGCGUUUCAGUUCUCGGUCGUUAUUGGUUAUGAUUUAAAGAGCUAGGUUAGAUUAAAGAACACAUUGUCUAAACAAUAUGUUGAAUUUCUCGAUACCAUUUUAAAAAUGUUGUUUCGGAACCAAGAUGUGAUUGGCUAGUUUAGCAGGUGUGGCAGGUGAAUACCGCCCAAUGUAAACCUGUUGACUUUUCAUGCCCUUCCAUUUCAUUGACGCAUGCGCAAUUUCUCAUUUAGAAAUUAUCUAACCACACAAAUCUUGAAAGGCUAAUUUUGAAAGCCGCUAUGUUUAUCUGUGGAAGGUUUACACAAUCGCAAAGAGUGGGAAAGCGAAGGCAGUGACGCACGAUCGUGAAUGAAGGUUGGCAACUUGAGUAAUAUCAUGUGGUGACUCGUUUUUGUUGUAACCGGUUAACAACCAAGUUCACGUCUAACGCCGCAAAAUAUUUGAUAUGCGAACCUCAGGGUUUUCGUGACAAGCAAGGACAUUUUAAUUUUGGGGAUUCUGCAAUACUUACGGGCCUCUUUGGAAGUUGGCGUAAUAUGUCUAUAGUCAUAUGUUUUCAAGAGCAGAAUGAGAUGAUUCGCAAACGGCUGUCAAAAUGUGUCCUGGGUUUGGUUGUCGUAAACUGUUGUUUCUAUUUCAUUGUUUUUUACUUAAAGUUCGACCCCUUCUCUUUCGGCGAAGGAGAGCUUCCAUUUACAAGGCAGAUGUUACUUGAAAACAAAGCAAGUGAAGGACGAGGGUAAGUAAACAUUAAAAGGAGGGAGAUCAGAAAGUAUCAACCCUUUCUUACGAUUAAUUUCAAAAGGCCAACAGGUCUUUCUUUGUUCAACGUUAUGACACUGGAACAAAACUGACGCUGCAGCAUUCCUAUUUCGACAAUAAAACAUGCUGGACAUGUAGUGGACAUAAUGUACAAUUUAUAACAAAAUUCAUAACACAAAAGCUGAUACUCUUUGGAUAUAUCUUUUUCAAUCCGCAACUUUUUCUUUUAUUCAAAAAUUUCCACGUCCACACGUAUCCGCAUUCACUCUAAUAGGUGGUUUUCAUCCAAUCUCAGGAGACACAAAUAACAAUGGUGAAAUGAACAAAUGCUGGUGGACAAACAAAACGAGCUAAUGAGCGAUCUUUUGUUUACCGUCCACCAGCAUGGCGGCGAUGACGUAACGUGAAAACCACCUAUACCCAGCUAGGCCCAGCUAGACCUGGUUGUUCAAAGCAGGGUCAGUGCGAAAUUUGAUUUCCGAUAUGAAAGCUUGAGAAGCAAAUUCAGUUUUAUUCUUUUUGCCUACAAUUUGAUGAUUGGAUGCUCUAAAAUGUAGAGAGAAAAUUAUCCAGUAAAAUGCUUUUGAACAAAAGCAAAAGAAACCCGGGUUUAAUUUAAACCCUGGGUUAGCGCUAAUCGGCUAUUGAACAACUGGGCACUCCCCUGAUAAUAUGUAGAUUUAGUCAAGGCUAAGAGCUUAGCUUUCUUUAAUAUUUAUAGUUCACUCUAAAUAUAAAAUCAUAAAAUCUUAAAGAAACCGUGAAGACAACGAGAACAGUAAAGAAACAACGACAAUCGGUCUAAUUAGCAAAAAAACAACUUUGCACGUGCAGCCCACUUUUUUCUAAUUAGCAAAAAAACAACUUUGCACGUGCAGCCCACUUUUUUCUAAUUAGCAAAAAAACAACUUUGCACGUGCAGCCUACUUUUUUCUAAUUAGCAAAAAAGCAACUUUGCACGUGCAGCACACUUUUUUCUACUUAGCAAAAAAAAAACUUUGCACGUGUAGCACACUUUUCCUUGCCGUUGCUUUGCAUGAUUAAACGUGAAACUUCCAGAAACUUCCUAGUUACACGUUUUGUGGAGGAAAUGUUGUAUUCCUGUUCACUUUGGUUUUUCACUGCCGCUCAUUUUCACCUUGGUGGCCGCUAGCAUUUCUCAUUUUCACACCGCCGCUAUAAAAUUUUCAUGUUUUUCUUCCAGUUAUAUUGGUCUCAGUUGUUUUUUUUUAUUAUUAUUAUUUCUCGCUCUAGCUCUUUCCCUGUUAUCUACGUUAAUGUAGACAUUAGGAUUUAGUCAAAAGAAAGACUAGUGGCAUUUUGGUUUUGUUUUUCCUUUUUUUUCUCUCCCUCUAAAAGUCCGGGUGGCCAUGCGAUUUACCGCCGAAACGAGAGAGGUGCUUGAAAUGCAAAAUGUUACAUCAGCUUACAUGAAGGGACGGACGAUUACGUCACAACCAAAUUUUCUUAUCCAUGGUGCUCCGCGCGCAAGAGUCCCCCUGAUAUUGGCAACAGAGUACGCGUCGUACGCGUCGCAAAGAGCGUGAAAUUUGCAUCUGGCUCUAAAGAACUGGGCUCAAUCUUAUUAUGUCACCGGCUAAAAAAGUAUCCGGAUUUAGUCGAUUUAGCGUCAAUACGAUCUCGGAUUCAUAGCGCAUUCAAAAAUCUUUACUUUGGAGAGCGGAUUCAAAAAGUUGUAGAUUUGUUUGCCAGAUUCACCGGAUACGUGUAGACGGAAGCCGAAUCAGGAGAGAAAAAGUUGCGGAUUAAAAAAUAGCCGGAUACGAGUGGACGUGGCUUUAGAGAGGUGCCGUUGCCGGAGUGACCAUGUCCUGCGGCGUACGCCUUUAUAAACGAUAGCUCAAAUACUACUUAACAGCAUGCAAAAGCAUGUUAUGAAGAAGGUUUGAUGUAACACCCCCCCAAAUACCCGACUAACGAAAAAUGUGUGAAUUCCCAAACGCGAGAAAUUACGCGCUACAUAGUUUGAACUUUACAGCCUCUUAUUAUAUUAUUUUUUUUAGGUGUUCGCCCAAAAAGAACGUCGUUUUCCUUAAGACGCACAAAACAGGCAGCAGCACGGUAACGAACAUUUUAAACCGGUUUGGAGACAAAAACAAUCUUGUAUUUGUUGUCCCAACUCAAAAAUACAACCGUCUUGGAUGGCCUUGGUUAUUUCAUGAAGAUUAUAUGAUUCACUAUAACCACACUAAACCCAACAUGCUUUGCAGUCAUGCGCGUUAUAACCGCGCAGUCCUGGAGCGGGUGAUGCCAAAUGACACAGUGUAUGUUACCAUCUUACGGGACCCAGUCAAUCAUUUUGAGUCCACUUUCUCAUACAUGGAGUUUAGCGAUAUAUUGGGAAUAUCAAAUGAAACAGAUCCUUUAGAGACGUUCUUCGACAGCCCAAAUGAUGUUUUAGUUAACUAUGUAUUGACCAAGGAUCUGAGAAUAAACAGCGAUCGCUUGAAACUCAUUCGAAAUGGUAUGUUCUUUGACCUGGGAAUGAAAAGUAGUGAUUUCGACGACUCAGCAAAGAUUCAAGCAGCCAUUCAGAGACUCGACAAAGAAUUUGAUCUAGUGCUCUUGACAGAAUAUUUUGAAGAGUCUAUGGUGAUGUUGAAAAACCUUCUUUGCUGGACUACAGAAGACAUGAUACACUUUAACCUUAAUCAAAGGCACCAAUCAGAAAGAAGAAAUAUUUCAUCUCAUCUGGCCAAAAAAAUUCAUCAAUGGAAUAGAGCCGAUACUGCCCUUUAUGAAUAUUUCAGGGACGUGUUUUUGCGGAAGUUAAACGAGGAAGACGAGGAUUUUUUUCGGGAUGUUAAUGAUCUGAAAAUAAACAAUGAAGUUAUGCGUGAUAUCUGUUUGGAGUCAGUCUCAGAAAACGAUGAAAGUUACCAAGAUACCGGUAUAAAGGGAUUUCACGCUCGUCAAAAUCUUACUGAGCCAUUAAAAACAACUUGCGAGAAAAUGACUUGGAAUGAAAUAAGAUACCUAGGUUAUUUUAGGUACAAACAGAAAAGGUUGCUUGCUACCACGAAACAAACAAACACAUUCUGGGAAUAUUUUAAGCACUGGAUUCCUAAGUUGAACUAAAAGAUAAGUUGAAUCCAGCCAACGACAGACCUGAAAGCCUUGUAUAAAAAUUUGCCACUUUAAAAAAUAAAGUAAAGUUAAAAACCUUUCCUAUUUUAUAAAGCAAGUACACAGGUUUUAAUUAAGCUACUUAAAUAAAGUUUCUUUUAAAUAAAUGAUCAAAUGUUAACAAAAUGACGGCAAAUGUUUAAUUCUGUCAGUUAUCAAAGUUUGAUAUGGAAGAGCAUGCGCAGUCGUUCGCCACUUUACCGCCUUUUAAACCUUUUGACAGGGGAACCCCAUCAUAUGACCACCUUGUUUCAAGAACUGUCCUGGUGAGAACCUCAUUUUCCUGCAAAAACCAUUAAUCUUUACGUUUCCAUAUGUUCUCAAACAAUGAAACAUAAAACAUGGCGGUGACCUUAAUGAGCACGAAAACAACUCUGCACGUGCUGCACACUUUCUGAUUACUGUACCUUUCUCUUGCAGUACGUCCUGCAGCAACUACGAAGUGCAAUUCUUCAUUCCAAAGAGGGCAUGAGCACACAGCGACAACAAUUUUUUCUUUCUCUGUUUAACUUGAAAGUGCUCCCUAAAAUCACCUCUACUGAGGAAAAAUCGUUCACCACUCAGCUCUACUCAUAACAAAUUUAGUGAAGUGGAAUAAUUUUAAUGAUGUUUAAACGAACGCAAAGUCAUUUCGUUAUCAACAUUUUCACGUUUUCAUUGUCAUGUUUGGUAAGUUGAAACUUUGACAUUACCUGUUCUGUCGUCAAAAUCCUGCUGAGUUACAAAAUGAACGAAAGAGAGGGUGCUGUUCAUACCCCGAUAUUUCAGAGUCUAAGAGUUUGUCGUUUCAGCUCUUCGAGAUCAGAACCUUUGGACUCUUAUACUUCGUAUUUGUACGAUGGGAUUUUACUGAAUUUGAGCAAAACCAGCGAGAAAUCCCAGUGGAAAAAAUCUCGUAUGCUACAAAUGAAUCCACCUUACCGGAUAGCGGAUAACUUUUAUGCCAGCACGAAAACCAUCCCAGACAGGGCUUUUGUUUACACAUAAGAACGGUGAUUUCAGCGCGAGGCGGCGCCUGGCCGCGCGCUUAUCUCUAAUGUGAAGAAUUACAUAUCGGACAGGUGUUUACGCUACGCCGGACAGCUUUUCGUGUAGGUACGAAAAUCUAUCCGCUAUCGGCUAAGUCAUGCCGUCUUUCCUCAGGGUAUCAGAUAAAGAAACUGUUUCAUCCAAAAUCUCCGAUGUAUAAAAUUUCUAACUGUAAUCGCUUUACUUCUAGUUAUAUUUGUGACAACAUUCUACUUCUGGCUUCAUUCAGUGGCCGCAGAAAAAAGAAGAUAAAAUGUCCAAAAAUAUCAGGAAACCCGCACUGUUAGCCUUUUUUCUUUGCGGUUUUAUAGAUUAUUCUCGACCGGUUUGUAAGGCUAGCGGAGCGAAAAGGCCCCAGGUUAAAUUUCCUGGGAAGUAUUAGUAUAGAGUUUGUCUAUAAUAAUAUUUUAUUAAGAAUUAAAGACGGAACGAAAAGUUCCUUAAAAAGGGGGCUUUUUCUCUGUAACCUUCCCGCCCACCCCGGUGGCUACAAGUGGAAAGUAUUUUCGCGCCAUUUUAGCCCUAGAGUUGGCGCGUGCUAUUUGUGGAUUUUGAUUGGGUAAUAUCUGUCACGUGAAGUUUGAAUUGGUUCAACACUGGGUAAGUAAAAAUGUCGGAACAAACAGGGGAAAAGCGGCGAAGGAACAAUAAGCAGAAAAUAUCACUUUGCUCAACUACUGUUUUUACAACUUUGCUCUUUUCAUUAGUCAACGACUCUUUAGGUUCUUAUUUUAAAGGUAAGCUGGGCUAUUUCUGGACUUUUUGACGCUUUCUGCAUCUGUUCUUUUCAAAACUUAACACAGUUUUAGGUAUGGAUUAGCUGAUCGCUAAAAAAACUAAACUUCUUAAGCGACAAACUGUAAGCUUUUAACCGUAAGCUCAUUGCUAAAAUGCCAAUCCAUCUGUUACUUUUUCGUAUUUAUUUGCAUCUUGCUGAAUAAGAUUAAUGCAUGUUCAGUAAAAGCUGGAAGUAUUUCUACCGUGUAAUAGGGUUUAUGAGUUAAUUUUACCUAAAGUUUCUUGGUUUCGUGUUUUUCAAAAAGAAUUCGGCUUUCUUUAGGUUUUAGACUUGUAUCUUUUGCAUUAGCAUAAGUAUAUUUUGUUAGAACUUAAUGAAGAGAAGUAAGCUUAAUUCCUCCCUAUAAACAAAGUUUGAAUUUUUUUUUUUUUUACCUAAAUCCAAAAUCCCACUUAAAAACAACGGCAUCAGAGUAAAUCCAAGUUAUUCUUAUUUUAUUUUUGAGAGCAGUUCCUCCGUUCAUUUCCUUUGUUUUCAAUUCUACUGGUAUAAUAUAAUUAUUCGUGUCUACCAUCAACCAAAAAGGGCUAUGGGAGUAAAAUAGUUAUUCAACUGAUAACAUCAGUCUUAGGACCCUUCCAAAAGUCCGAACUGGCCGGCCUGACCAGUUAUUUUGAUGAUGAAAUAGGCUUUUUCAAAGAGUUCUUUUUAAAAGAAAACCAUCUCCUUUGUGGAUACUAUUCAGGAUUUGAAUAAUCUGGCUAGAUAUUCUUGAUUAAAAGUGAAAUUCUCAUUACGACCAGAAUGGACUGGCCGGUCAAUUCUGACAAAUAGAAAGCCCUCUUAGAAUAAUUAUUAGGAACAGUUUGCAAUAUUUUGUUUUUUAGGUGCACCACUUAUGAGAAAAGUUGUAGAUUAAACUUACAAUAACUCCACCGAUUGUGCCUCACAACCAGCCAGGACAGUUAACUUGACCUUAGCUUAGACAUGAGGGCUUUAAUCACUCUAUAUAUAAUACUGUGUUAUGUUUUAUAUUUUAAGACUGUCAAGACCCACUAAUCUCAGGUCAUGAGGACAAGUUUUUUUGGUUUACUGCAUCAUCAGUACACUCGAUGUCAGUUCAACCUAAACUGUCUGAUGGAUGGUGUCCUGUUGUCACAGAUGACAAUAGAGAAGAAUACGUAACGGUAAGAUCAACAAAAGUUUAUAGUUAAGUACUAAGUAAUAUUGAUUAUUUUUGACCCAAACAUAUAUGUGUGGGACUUAUCCAACUAACUGACCAUACCACAGAGACAACAACAUAUACUGAUUUGCAUAAAUUCUAUUUUUAGGUUGAUUUUCAGUUCCAAGUGGCUGUGACUGGUGUUGUUACACGAGGAUAUAAGAAUAACUGGGUACAAGAAUACCAGAUGGAGUAUAGUGAUGAUUAUUUUUUCUGGAUGACACUCUGGCCAGUAGAACAUUUUAGCAGGGUAAGUUUGAUUUAGUCUUGGUACAAAUACUUUAUAGCAUGAAAGAUUAGGCUAAGCAAGGUGUAGUCAAAAUCUAUAGGGUGUUCUCAAAAGAGGUAAAUCCCAGGCAAAAAUCAAUUGCAGACGUUUGACUGAUACAAGCACCCGCUAUUACGAGCUCUCGCUAAUGGUACACUAACACGAGGUCCCGCUUACAGAGACCGCUAUAAAGUGAGUUGACCGUAUUGGUAUCCCAAAACCGGGGGGGACUCCGCAUAUGAAAGGGUUGGGGAUGCUCGUCGGAAAUUUUGAAUUAAACCCCUAAAGGAGACCGAUCUGGGCGUGGCCCAAGCUUUUUUUGAUCCCUAAAAGAGACCAUGUUAAAACACAGACGAAUGAGAAAACUUGGAUUAUAGAAUGGAGUAAAUGAAACGAAUUAAAAAUAUACAAUAUCAAAUAUAUAUUUUUAUUUUUUUUCGUGUGCAACCCUAAACGAGACCUUCACAGCUAAAUGAUGAUGGCGUUUUGCCCAGAACACCCUAAAAGAGACCAAAAUCAGAAAUUUACACCCCUAAGCGAGACGACGAGCAUCCCCACCACUUUCAUAUGCGGAGUCCCCCCGGGGCCAAAGCAAUGAAACAGCGGCGGCCAUACUGGCCAUACUGGUGUCCCAAACUAAAAAUAACUUCGUGUUUAGAAAUACAGGAUUGGAUGGAUCACACCUACAACGUAACUAAUCAACGGUGAGCCGCAUCUCACGCUCAUAGUUCUUAUGGCGGCUCGACGUAUAAAGAGUGAUCUGAUCUUCAAAAAAGGUGGAAACGGAACGCUACUCUCACGUACGCUAUCAAGGUUAAACGAGUAGAAAGGAUGUCAAUGAUUGAUUGACAACGGUCUCCAAGAUUUUUUACGCCUUGGAAAACAAUCGGUAUUGCAAAAGUAGAAAUUUGACUAGAAAACCUUCCUUCUUAGUACUAAUAGGUAAUGUAACUGUGAUUACCAAGAUUCCCCCCCCCCACCCCCUCCCCCACCAACGAGGCAUGAGUUUGAAUGCUUCGAGAUCAUAUAGAAAAGAGAAGGAAGAUGCACGAAAAGAUGCAUCGUCGCGCGUCUUAUUGUAAUUAACAGCAACUUAUAUUUUAAUUUUGAGUUUGGUUAAUGAUGUAUGACUCCGGGACAGUUGAACCUCGAUGUAACGAAGGGCGAGCGGAUUGCCAAAAUUAGUUCGCUAUAACGAGGUUCGUUAUUUCAAGGUUCUUUUUCGUAUAUUUUACUAUUACUGGGGUAAAGAAAAUUGUUCGUCAUACCGAGGUUCCACUGUAAGCUGAUUUUUGCCAACAGUUCUCAUCAACAUAAGUUUCAUUUUCCUUUGACAGUUAAUUCUUUGGGGCAACACAGACUCUGAAAGUUUUGUAAUCCACUGGUUUACUCAGCGCUGGAGAGCAAGGUAUUUCAGAAUCAUACCGAAACGGUAUAAUGGCAUGCCGUGUUUGAGGUUUGAACUGUUUGGAUGUGAUGGAGGUUAGUAACGAUUCCUAUGCCGGCCUAGCUACUUGUACAGGAAAUCUAUUGGUUGACCUGAAAAUAAUAUGGCCAGUAUAUUCUUUUGUUAUAUGGGUUUUACCAAAUGGACCCCGGCGGAUAAAUCACAAACUAGUAAACAAGUGGCAUGAAAACCAGCUGCUCUAUCCGCUGAAUUGACUUUUACCAAGUAGAUAGCCGCACUACAUCCACAUUUUGAACAAACAGAGCCAAAAGUCAAUGCUGUUCACCCUUUUUCACAGCAAGACUCGAAACAUGUGAUUUCAUAGACCCUAAUAGUAAAAGACCUUGCUUGACUUGCUUAGUGGCCCUGAAAAAUAUAGCGCUAAAUCAUUGGUUAUUUAUAAAGAUGGUUUGGUAAAAUUUGGUCAUUUCACGUCGCAGUUGUGCAGGGACGACCAUGAAAAUUACAAGUCAGGAGCAGAGUUGUUGCUUUGCUCAUCACACCUAUAGCUUUUUUAUGACGUUUCUGUUGUUUCCAUCGCCGUCUUAGUAGGGACCUUACGAUCCGGCAACGGCGACGUCCAUGAAAACGUUACUGAAAAAUACACUCGGCAUCCUUUCAAACCAGUUCGCGAUUUUGCCAGGUCGCCCUGUUACUUACAAGAAGGGAAUUUAGGUUGGAACUGAAGAGAGGGAACCGCGCCCGAGCCCAGACAGAGAUGGUAGAAUUUAUUAUCUUGCCGUUUCCGUCCUCAAAAAAAAAUUAACAUUUGGUCAUUCCACUUUGUAGUCGUUCUGGGUCGGCAAAGAAAUGUACAAAAAAGCGUGAUUCAAGUGCAGAGUUGCUGUUUUGCUAACUAAACCUAUUGCUUGUUGACGUUGCCGCUGCCGUCGUAGUUUCGUAAGGUCCCUGAUAGGCUGAUUUAGCAACAGAACGGGAACGACAACGGCGCCCGCAAAUCAAACAACUGGCUUGACCAAUGGCAGAGCGACAAAUUGGGCACCGGAAGUCGUCUUUAGUCCUUUCCGCGCGCUUUCCCGUCGUCAACUGACGUUCCCGUCCUGUUGCUAAAUCAGCCUAUUAUCUAAGGAGAACUAACCCUUCCCUUUGAGAGAGAACCAAGAAGAUUUGAUUGAUCUUCAUUCUGAAAGCUAAACUGAGUCACUAUCGUUCUAUUUACCACCAGGUUUGAGACAGGCUAUGGGAUUCAGUGAAGCAAAAUUUGGUCCUAGGAGUAGCAUGAUCCCACCAUCAUUAGGGAAUUUGUGGGAUAUAGGAUACAUUUACAAGGGUAUCGGCCAAAUCCUUGGAUGGUCACCGGAGAAAUCAGGCCAUUGGGUUACCAACUUUUAUGUUUAUCUGGGGGCACUGCACGUGGUCAGUGGAUUUACUAUAGAAAAGUGUACGUUAGUACGUCCUUGUUCGCCAUGGUAUGCGUACUUCGCGACGAAAAACGUUACUCUUGCCAGCCAAACCAAAUUUUCUGACGAAAACUAUGUAUAUGAAGGGCCACGUAAUUGGAUCUGGUAUACUGCCGAAAGUCAGGUAAUUGUGGAAUGUAUUGUUGGGUAGAUAUUGAUAACCACUUAUUCUGAGUAGCUCUGUAAUUUAGCAUUUACAAUUUUAUAUUUACAACUUCGCAGUUAUUGAUGUCACAGUGAGCGUGCAGCCCGUUACUGGAUGUCCUGGGUUCUUAUUCCAAGCUCUAGGCCUGAUGACGAAUAUAGAGAAAGCAUUUCUAGUGAAAUUAAUGUGGAAAAAGUUACUAAAUCCUUUGAUAAUGAUAUUUAAAGUAAACGAGGUUCCGAAUCCUACGAUAAAAAACUUUUUUUUUUACUUACAAUACCUUUACCUCACAUAAAAGACAAAUAAGACAGACUUGGGAGACAACGUUUUACACCAAUUACAGUAUUUAGCCUCACACUAGAAGAAGAAUAAAAGCUGUGUCUGGUUUGUACUUCAGACCAAACUAAACGAAUAAAAUGGACGAUAAAGAAAAAAAUACACUAAUUAUAAUGAUAAUACUUAUGAUAAAAAAGGGGGAAAUUUCUAUGUAACAAAAAUAAAUCUAGGCUGCGAUAUCACAAGAUAAAGGAGAAAACGCUUCAUGCCUUUGCUGAGGGAUAGAAAAAUUAUUAGUAUACACAGGAAGGAAGGCCAUGGAAAUAUUUUGUCGAGUUCCAACACUGAACUUGGACGCCGGCAGCGAGCUCCCUGCAAUCAACCGGGACGAUUUGUCACGGGAUUCACAGCUUAAAUCGCUUGAAAAAAAACUUCCGACUUCAUCACUGUAAAAAAGCUUGUAUAAUAACAAAUUCCCCCACGAUCCUAGGAUUCGAAAACUCAUUUACUUUAAAAUUUUUAGUGUCUUAUUUAUAUAUUAUAUCUUUGUGAUUUUGCUAAAAGAUGCCCGCUAAGGUUUUGCUUGAACACAGGCAUCGCCCGUGUUCAAGCCAGUAUAGUCGGAAAAAAACCAGUGGGCUUGCCGUCUUGCUAGGUGUCAGCUGAGAGGCCACGCCCAGACCUAUCCGUGGGUGGGUGGCUUCCUUGUUUUGAGUGUAAACCAGGGGGAUAGGGAGGGGAGAUUUUGUCACUUCGGUUAGAGUUUUAUGUCAGAAAGCAGUGCAAAGUCAGAGAAUUUUUCCUGUGGCCUAGGCCAGCCAAAUCAAUGCGGUGACUCAUAAUCAUAACACUACUAGCAGAGCUUGGGGGAAGUGAUUGACUAGUCAAAAGCUUCAUGGGUGGGGAGGGUGAGUAAUGACUCCUUGGAGUUGAGCGUCUAGAGACUCAGCACAGGCACCUUGUAUGAAAUCCAGACAGAUAUAUAUAUAUAUAUAUGGAUAUUUCUUAUUUGUUUUCUACCAUUUCAGCGCUAUCCAGUUAUGGAACAAUUGGAAGCAACUGGCCAGAGAUCAUUGACUUACCUCUUUGAACCUGGUUUUGGCAAUGUUAUCACUUUUCAGAUACGUCACUUUGAAAUAUAUCCAUGGACUGACCCGAAACUGGCCGAUCUUUGCCGCGACAUUAGCUACGAUUUUUGUUUUCGAGUGGAGGUUUAUGGAAAAGACUUGGGUUUGUACAUACAUACACUUAAAGCUGUGUGAAAUAAGGAAGAUAUAUAUACUACCUCUAAUCAAUACUAAACACGGCAUUUCAUCGCAAUCUUCUGGAAGAGAAAUGUACUCCAUGGCCUAAUUCCAUUAAGUAAAAAGUUGAAAUGACACUCGUUGAAACUUGUGAAAACUCUACUUUCGUGUCUUUUUUGACUAGAUAUGUUUUUGCUUAUGCAAGCACAACGGUAAUAGUAACAAAAUGUCGAGAACUAAAAUUGUCUAAGUAAAGCAAAACAACAAUUUCACACGUGCAUCAAACGUUUUGGUACAUUUUGUUUCCGUUACUGUACGACUUUGACGUAACUCUCGGAGGUAGACGUAUUCAAAGAAUGAGGCAUAAACACAUUACUACGUUUCUUUUAUUUGUUUGUUUCUUUAUUCUGUUUUUGCUUUCACUCUCUUAACUUGUUCACGCUACCUAAAACUCAAAGGGUUAUUCGAACGCAUUUGACAAAUAUUGAACACUUUUCCCCAAACUGUGUUUCGCACAUUUUUUAUGUCCUUCUAAAAGUUAUUGCUAUCCUUUUCUUUUCAGAAUGUAAAGCGCCUCUUGGGGUGGAGCGGAGCAAUAUUCAUCCGCAUGGUGCAGUUCAAGAUGACCAAAUGACUGCAACAUCAUUUGAUAUAAAGCAUCCUGCACACUAUGGUCGACGUGAUGAUUAUCUAGGAUGGUGUCCUAGUUCAGCCAUCAUGGAAGACCCAGUAGCCGCCAAAUCACAGUACCUUCAAAUAGACUUCAUCAAAGUCAAAAGAAUCACGGCUAUCUUAACCCAGGGAUUAUUUCGUAACAGUACUGCGACGACGAAAUACUACCUCUACUAUGCAGUUGAUCUUAGUGCAUUCCAUAUUUUACGCUAUGGGCCAAAAAAAAUGGUAAGAGACAUUAAAAUCUUUUCUUUUUGCAGCGUCCUUCUGACUUAGUUUAUACUUUAAUGCAUUGAACUCUUUCUAAGUCGGACACCACAGCCAGGAUAGUGUCAGGACUUUGAUAGAGACUGACACACUCCAAGACAAGGUUGACAUGGAUAAUUAUUUACAUAAAUGUUCACGAUUUGCAACAAAGUUGAAAUAUAUGUUGCAGUUAAUUUUUUUUAUUUCAGGCAAUUUUUAUUCUUCCCUUGUUUCAAAUUUAUUAGCAUACUUACCACACCCAAAAACAAUCUAAAACAGCCUCUCAAUUUAGUUUUAAGGCUCAUUUAUUACUGACAGAAGAUAAGGGACACUAGGACACUUAGUCCCGGUUCUUACGGUGUCGUUUUAGAGCCUGUUAGACUUGUCAGCCUCGCUAUCUCCGCUUAGCAUUUACUUGUUUAACCUUUACAUAGAGCGACUUUCUGAGUCGCACCCCCACAAACUGAAAUAGAGUGAUUUGAUUGGUUUAUCGAACAGAUACAAACGCCCGUGGCUUUUGGUUUGUUAAGCGAACGCUCAGGUCGAAAAACGUCAUGUCCGAGAACUUUCUAGAAAUCAUUUGAUACUUCGGUUUGAUGUCAUGCUGCAACACGAUUGGCCAAUCGAACAAUGCCUUCUAUUUAUUAGGGUUUCUUUGGCGGGAAAGCGAAGAGUCCAUGUUUUGAUCUUCUCAUCCAUUGAUUGAUAAUUUAAAAAUAAAAUAACGAACACUUACCGAAAUCGUUUUUCAAGGUCAUACGAAAAUUGCUCUAACCCUUACAUAAACUCUUAUAUGUUUUGACCAGCUGUUACCGGGAAAUGAUGGCAUUUCUGAAGAUCGCACCAUCUGGUUUGAUCCUGCAAUUAACGCCCGCUACGUGCGUUUAAAUCCACAAGACUGGUUCAACAAACCUUGUUUACGAGUAGAAGCGUUUGGAUGUGAUGCACUGGGUAAGUGCAGAAGACGGCAACCAAAAGAAAUUAUCACUCAUUGGUAGCACGCACAUUCUCCACACUGUGACUAUUGCACUGAUAACGUGAUAGUUUUAACGAUUUUUUCAGACGCGCUUCUCAUCCGUUCACCAUUUUGUUGAAUACCGAGUACUCAAAAACUGCUAGGUUGGCACUACGUUGUCUUGCAUGACGUCAAUGAUGGUAUUUUUGCAUUAUACAGUCACUGAAAUCUCAUUGACUGACGUCAGUGAUGGUAUAAUUGGUCAGCGCCAGAUGGUUAAGAAGACAACAACCUGGGAACCAAAGCCGAUCAGAAACCCCUCAAACGGAGAAAUAUUCUGAAUGAAUACAAAUGAAUAAUAUUCUAAACAAGACAAAAAUAAGUCAACUUAUAUUUCUUUUAAACCUUUUCUAUAAACGAUCUUCCACGUAUACAUAAUUAAAAAUUAAUAUUAUAGUUAUUUACCUGAACGAUAGAGUAAGGUCAAAAUAAGUAAGCAAUUGUAUACUGAAGAAACGUAAUUUUGUUUAUAGAUUGUUUCCUUGAUAUGUAUUAUCAUUUUCAAUGUUAGAAUAUUUUCGAGGUAGCCCUUGGCUGUUUUAUAUUCUGACAUCAAACGAACCUAAUGCUUUCACUAUGCAGAAUGUUACUCCGCCCUUGGGAUGGAACAUGGCAUCAUACAGGACUUUCAGAUUUCGGCAUCACGUGAUACAGCUGCAAACGACAAAAACUGGGGCAGAUUAAACAGUGUUGGAUGGUGUGUAGAUAGUGGUCGUUUACAAUCCGCUUCUCCAGGAAUGGUACUGGAUCACUAUUUGGAGAUUGACUUCCUGGAACCACAUUUGAUCUACGGAGUAGCUACCCAAGGAAAGCAGCCACAAAAGCCAGACGAUCCAAAUGAAAGACCAGAAGCUGUCACCGCGUUCUAUUUAAAGUACAGUUUUAUGGGGAAUGAGUGGUUUAGGUACCACACGGUAUGAAUCCUUUACUUUGGUAUCUUUAAAGAAAAAAGACGGUUAAUUGUACUUGAAGGUGUGGACCUAGUUCUGAAUCUAUUUUACUUCUUGUUUCUUUUUAAUCUUAAUAACAGUUAUUGAGAGGUGAAUAUUAUGGGAAUUCAGUGAUUCAAUUCUGGCUGGACCCUCCUCUGAUGACAAGACUAAUUCGCUUUAAUCCACAAUCAUCCUCGUCUUCAUCGCAAAUCUGCAUGAGGGUCGAGGUUUAUGGUUGCCCCGAAAAAGGUAAGGAUGUCACCUUGAGAAUCUGAAUGAUCUUCCAAUAAGCUGCUUAUGUCAUAUUUAAUCAUUCAUAACUUUGUUCACAUUGGGUUUUUUUUCUCAGUCCCUUUUAAUCCUUUGUGGACGCGUGGAGUCGCCUUCCAGUCGUUCCAUAUGUAAGGAUGCAGAUUAUGCCUUUUGGUGAACCCAUUUAGCUUUCAGUUUUCAGUUUCGCACAGAGUAGUACUGUACUGUGCCCUUUAUUCACCUCGACGCUUGAUGAAAUGUGGUUGAAUGGGUUAAGUCCCGCUUAGAUGAUAAUGUCACGAUUAAUGAAAAAUGUCAGUCUUUGUUGCCAGUGCGCAUGUGACAAAUUUACCCUUACGAUUUGACAUUUAGGUCUCAUAGAAGUUGUAUUUUGGCUAUGUUACAGGAGGACAAGAUAAUACUGGAGGUGCUUUUCGUGCUAUUUCAGCUUGUUUACCUAUUUACCUGAUAUUUUAUUUUGUGCUUUUUAAACAGAUGUGAGAAAUCUUGAAAAAUACCAUGCUAUUGGUAUGGAGAGUUUUGGGAUCAGUGAUUCACAGUUGUCGUCAUCCUCACAAGCAAAUAAUUCACACUCUGCCACAUCUUCACGUUUGAAUCAUCACAUUGAGGGUGGAGCAUGGAUUCCAGAAAAAUCCGAUGGUUUACAGUACCUUCAGAUCGACUUAGAAUGGGUGAUGAUCCUGACCGGAAUAGCAACUCAAGGACAUCCGGAGCAGCAGUAUCGCACUUUAACCUACAAACUGAAGCAUUCAAUCAGCGGGGAUCAGGCUUUCACUGACUAUCCCCUGGUACGUAUAUAAAUACACUGUUUGUGUACUCUUUUUCUCGUAGUCCGUUACAUUUACCCUGCAUAAUUUACAACCUUCGCUAUUAGUCAUUUGUCUUCUUUAGAAAUAUCAGAGAGGUUGUUAUCAUUUCCAAGAGAGGAUUGUGCAUGACCGGGGAAGUCCAGUCCCUCGUCCCUGCUCACCAAUACAAUUGUGAGCGCACGGGCAUUGUCAUCACCGGGGUGUAGUAAACGACGCCGUAUAGCUAAGGAACACAUUUUGAGAAAAAGAAUCAUUUAAAUGUUUCAAUUAUACUCUUUAGGAAUUUGAUGGAAACGUUGUGGAAGGAUCAACAGUUUAUGAAUCUCUUACCUUUCUGAGAUGCCGUUUUGUGAGGAUAUUUCCCCAACAAUGGUCAGGAAAAGCAGCACUAAGAGUAGAACUUUAUGGAUAUGACGCCGGUAAAAAGACUGCAUCUAAAUUAAAACCUUUUUUAAGAAAAAUAGAGAAUUUUUCAACAGUACCACAAUAGACCAUAUUCUGAAAGUUAGCUUUAACUUUGUCAGUGUUCCAGCCAGAAAAUUCUGCUGCUUGAGGGCCAAAGUGGCCUCUACAACUCAUUUUUUGGGGGCCAGAUAUUUCAAGAGAGGGCCAAUGUACCAGUAUCUCUCUAAUAUGCAAAAGAGAAGAAACAGUUGGAAAGUUAAGGAAAUGAAAAUGACAGUUUAUUUGAAGCACAGAUGGGGCAUCCCUUUUUAUACACAAUAGAAAAAAUUAUCUUCGGUAAUAAAGCAAACAGUACGAUCAGAGUGUAUGCAAUAAAGAUAGUAAGUAAUUUUUUUCAGCUCAUUUUCCACUUCACCAUCAAGAUCUGCUUCCAUUCGCUUCUUCUGAACUGCUUCGCCUCCAACCACUUUUUCGUGACUUAUUGAGAGAAAACUUCUGAUAGACCUCGAAGAUGAGUUUGUCAGGUUUAUCCUUUUUUGAGACGCCAUGACCCAUGAGCUUCUGCGAUAUUUCAAAAGCCAAGUCGAGGCUCAUUGGUCUCCAGAUCACUCACGGUAAAUCAGGUAAACUCAAGAAGAUCCAUCGAUUGAUUUUCAUGUUCAUUGUUGUGUACAAAGGUACGGAGUCGUUGUUCUUUAGAUUAAAAAUUCUGUUUAAUUGGAAAAUUAUUGAGGCAAUUAAAAAGGGAAAGGGCCAUAAUGGCCCUUGAAUGCUUUUGGUGGGGGCCAUCUCUCGAUCUUUUGCGGGAUUCACGCAAUGGCGCACUCUGGCUGGAACACUGCUUUAUGCAUGUAUAGUUGAAGUUAAAACAUUAAGCAAUAGAGAGGAUGACAACAAUAAACAAAACUUAAACAACGACGGUGGCGACGGCAACAACAACGGCCAAGAGAAUCAGUAGGUUUAUAUUAGCAGAACGGCAACUUUGUAAGUACAUCACGCUUUUUUGUACAUUUACUGGCGUCUUUGCACGACUGAGACAUGAAACUUCCUAAUUUAUGGAGUUGGUGAACACAACGCAAAAAUUUUCUUCUUCUUUUUCUUAACUUAGAUACGGUCCUUUUGGAUUCAACCCCUUAAAAUUCGCCAACAUUUGACAUAUUAAAUGAAACUGAAUAUGAUCGAUGAAGUUUGCCGAAACAGCGGGAAUUCAGUUUUUAACUGACGUUUUCGAUUUGUUGUCAUCCAGAAAUUUUGCUACCAUGGUAACGUGACAUAAUGACUUGUUCUCUCUAUUAUUACCCUGGGUACCAGAGAUUUGUUCUCGCGUGUGACGCGGAGCUUCGUCGGCCGCAGGCCGACACGUCUUCGGCCUUCGGCCGAAGACACGACCGAAACCGGAAACCGCGCAUGAAAAGUCUCUGGCACCCAGGGUACUCUAUUAUUGGAUUUGGCUUUCGAAUGAUCUGCAUCUUCAGAUCAUGCAACAGCUAAUCCAGUUAUUGUUUAAUCGGUGUUAUGCUGCCUGUUCUUAGGAUAAUUCAGGAUAUAAAGGGACGAUUGGUGUUUAGAUAAUCAUCUAGCAGAUAUUCUUCUAGAAGUUACCAUCCGUCGGGUUUUAUUUUUGCUGUCUUGCAGUGUUUUUAGGCUGUACUUCGGAUAUUUCUUCUUUGGAAAACGUGUGAAAGUUUCCACCGUUUUCUUCAUCCCUCUUAAAUAGCUGAGCUAUCGCAACUUCGUUUUCAGGGCUUCUCGAUUGCUGUCACUUCUGUACUUUUGAGGUCAUUAGAUAUAUAGUAGGUAGGCAUGUACACGAUACCAGCUUAAGCGUUCUGUUACAACGUUUUUUCUAAGCCUGCUAUUGGAAGAUAGGACGUUAUUCACCAUCAGCCGGACCUACCGAGUACAAAGCUUCAUCCAAUGCAAAUCUUAGUCUUCCAGGAUACAGUCAUCUCCUUUCAGGGCUUGGAACUGGAGCAUGGUGUGCUGAGAUACAAGAUCUAAACCAAUAUCUUCAGGUGCAGUAUAGAAUGUCAACUGACCAAUCAAAAUGUUAGGUGUUUUCUCGCUCACCAGCAUGGUGGGCUAAGAUACAGGAUCUAGACCAAUAUCUUCAGGUGCAGCAUAGGAUAGCAACUCACCAAUCAAAAUGUUAGGUGUUUUCUCGCUCACCAGCAUGGCCUGCUGAGAGACCAAUAUCUUCAGGUGCAGUAUAGGAUAGUAACUGAUCAAUCAAAAGGUUAGGUGUUUUCUCGCUCACCAGCGUGGCGUGCUAAGAUACAGGAUCUAGACCAACAGCACCAAAAGCUUUAUUUGCAUGACCAUAAAGGAGUUACAGUAUUGCAAAAGCUAUUAGCCUAAAUUUAAGUAUUAAUUCAACUAAUUAGUACGUGCAAAGCAUUACAAAACGUUACAGUUCUCAUUCAUUCAUUCAUUGAUAUUAAUUUGGUUCUUAAUUCAAAGCAUUGCGAGAUAAAUGAAACUAAUUGACAGUUAAUUAAAUAAUCAGAAGAAUUCAUAAGAAGAGAUAUUAAAGUUUCGUGUGAAAGUGAUUUGAAGUCAGGUAUUUUAGUUUCUAGUUUGGAGAAAAAUAUGUCUCUGAUCUGAGAAUAAGCCUUGCAAUCUAGUAAGAAAUGAUUUUCAUCUUCGAUUUUGUUACUUGUACAAAAGUGACAUAUCCUUUCAUUGCGAGGAAUGUUUUCGUAUCUACUUGUUUCAAUUCUAAGUUGAUGACUACUUAUUCUAAAUCUAACUAAUGCUUUUCUCGAAGGGUUUUUUCUUUUUAAACCUAGGUACGGCGAGGGGCUAUAGUCGUCUUUGAUUGUACAAUAAAAACUGACUUUUGUGAUCGUUGAAGGGUCUGAUUCCUGUAAGAGACGUAUUUAUUUUUCAUUAGACCAAUAUAUUAGGUCUAAUAUAGGAUAGCAACUGAUCAAUCAAAACGCUAGGUGUUUUAAUGGCGUGCUAAGAUACAGGAUCUUGACUAAUAUCUUCAGGUGUGAUAAAAUAUUAGCAAUAUAGUUUAGCUACUAACCAAUCAAAAGGAGAGGUGUUUCCUCGCUCACCAGCAUGGUGUUCUGAGAUGCGGGAUCUAAAUCAUUAUCUUCAGGUGUGAUAAAACCGGUAUUAAUUAGCAGUAUAGGAUAGCUACUGACCAUUCAUCGAAAAAGGUAUUCCCUCGGCCACUAGUUCUAGUUUGUCCAAAGGUUACCGAACGGAUUUAGCUAGUUGACACAAGCUUCUAAAAGCAAAGUGGUGGAAUUCAAAAUAAAUCGGUAAUAAGGUGUUGAAUAUUCCUGCCAGGUUGAUCUGAGACAGGAAGUUGUCGUUACUGGAGUGGCAACGCAGGGACAGAAGUAUUUUGACAACUGGGUUUUGAACUUUACGCUGGCUUACAGUCAAGAUAGGCGUUCAUGGAAAGACUACAAUGGAGCAGAGUACGAUUCCAGACAGGUAUGGAUUUAUUAUAGCCGUAAAAGGUAGAAAACAAGGUAAAUAUACCUUUUUUGUUUUUCCCCGUCGUUUUUUUUAAAACAACUGUAGCUUAUUAGGUUUACUUCAAGUCUUUUAACUUGUUGCCGUGUACUUCGCACUCACGCGCGAGUUUAAAGACACGCACAGAGGCGGCGAGGGGGGGGGCGGUAAUUUUAGCAACAGAGCAGCAAUCAUGGCUGGCUUAAGUCAGGUUAUAAAAGAUAGACAAAUCAUUAUAGCAUGUUACAUACUACGGCACUCUUAAAGAUUUCCUCUCAGAUUGCUCAAGUUAUAAAUCGACAACAACAACUCUGUAAAGAAGUACCAUAACACUAGGAAAUUACUCUUGCUAUCUGAGACCUUAACAAUGAUUGCAACGCUUGCAUUACCAUGUACUUGUUUCCCAGGUAUUUUCAGGUAACCGAGACAGGGAUACAGCUGUUCUUAACUUUCUCUCACUACCUUUUGUAACACGGUAUUUGCGCUUUCAUCCACAAAGCUGGAAUAACAAGAUUUGCAUGAGAGUAGAAAUUUAUGGUUGCGCACCAGGUACAGUUUAUACAAAUUUCCUUUAAUGAUGUUUCUUCACCUAGUCAAAAGCUUCUUCUCUAGCUUGGUAGGUUUUUCUUCAUUCGGAGUAAUGUUUUCAAGGUUCUCGUUGCUUAGUUUAAGCUAAACAAAUCUGGAGAAAAACAAAACAAUAUAGCAGUAAGAACAAAGAAACGUGGAGUGGAGGGUGUUUCUUCAAGUUCGAACAAGAUCGUCUUGUGGAUGGAAACUAACUUAAUCCGGUUUAAGUUGAUUUCUUCAAAAGCUUAUUAAUUGGGGCUACUUUUUUAAAACUACAAAUUAUCAAAAUAAAAUCAUAUGGUAAAGGUUAUUUGAACCACAUUUUUUUAAAGUCUGUCUCUUACUCUUCUUUUAUCGAUUAAUCUUAGUUUAGUUGGCCUUUUUCAGGAAGAAUCGGUGAAGCGCUAACUGAUUACUCACAAUGUUAGUGUGCUUCUUCAUCAUCAUCAUCAUCAAUCUUUAUUUAUACACGAAAUCGUAUCAUUUUACAUGGUCUUCCUAGGAAUCGUGCUUAAAACUAGACUAAAAUACACUAAGGAACUAUUGACUAUAAUGUUAAAAAUACAAAAACUUACAUUAUUAAUAAUAAGAGUUACAACGGGUCAUGGUGUAUUAAAAUAAUCUUUCCCAUGAAUUGAAGUUUUGAAAACAUUUAAACUAGGCAGUUUUCUAAUCUCUGAGGGAAUCUUGUUCCACAGAGCAGAUCCUCUGUAGUGUAGGCUCCCUUUUGCAGACUCGGUUCUGGGAUCUGGGGACAUAAAAAUUUAACUCAGAAUUUCUAAGAUUGUGUGAAUGUACAUUUGAGGUGUUGGUAAAGAUCCGCCUCAGAUACGACGGGGAAAGAUUAUUAUAGACUUUAUACAUUGUCCCAGCCAACUGUUUAAGUCUUACAUAUUUUUCUUCUUUAAUUUCAGCUCUAUCGGGUUGUGUCGAUUGUAGUUUUUUUGCUAGAUGCCUUACUCUCGAGGAUAAUGAGCCUACAAUAUGUAUUUGUAAUCCUGGGUACAUUGGAGAUGGCAAAACUUGCCAAGGUAAAUGACUUGUGAUGGAAAGAGUUGUUUAACUGACAUGUUUUAGAGCAUAGAAACGGUCGAAAUUUUUUUUUCUCUAGGAUCUCUUGGAUCCCUAUGACGUCACAGCAAAAAGUCAGACGCUGUAAACAACUGAAUGAGCGUUAAAAAUAGUGUUUAUAAACACUUCUGUUGCAAUGUUUUUACUCUGUCAAUAUUCCUGGAAAGGUGGCGAAAGUGGUUCGCUUCUUCCUCGAGUUAUAUAUUUUUUAGUUCUUACACGGACCAUUACUUAAGGCAAUAAGCAAGGGUCAUUGGAGAGGGUUAUGCUUUAUUUUAUUUUAUCACUUAAAAUGGUCAUUAACAACCCAACAGAAAGAUCGACAUGAAAUCAAUGAAGUUUUAAAAUUUUAGGCUCAGUGGCCUGUAAGUCUGCACAACACCCAUUGAUUACUGAGUAUGGACGACAGAAAGACAAAAUGAGCUAGACUGUCUUUCUGGUCAGCAUUUUAGUGUAUUGUGUGAAUAUCUGCGCUAAUACACCUUGUGUCUGAAUCACACAAUUAGACCGAAAUGAAUGUUCAAGUCCAAUCUAUCCUUGUGACAAGAAUUCUGAUUGUGUAAACACGUUGGGAAGUUAUACCUGUAAAUGCAGAUUUGGAUAUGCUGAAAAAAACUCCGUUUGCACAGGUAAGGCAUUUAAUUCAUGCAACAACAAACAACAACAACAACAACAACAACACUUUAUUUCACCCCAUAAUAUACAAGAAAUAAAAAUUUAUAACAGUAGUACAGACGAUGAUAGGGGCGCUGGCUGCCCGAAAUAACCUAAGAGUUAAAAAUGCCAGUCAGCCAGUUAAAAGAAAAGAUGUUUAAAUGUUUAGGUCAGGGACACAAUAACAAAGAAAACAGAGAAACACACACAAAUAGUUAAGUAAACUACCAGUAUAUAAAGAGACUAAAAUUCAUACAUUGCAAAACAGUAUUAUUUCCAUUUUAAAGUUAGCCAGGAAAUGUACAGAUGUCUAGUAAUCUUUGAUAAAGUGCUGUUUCAUUUCCUUUUUAAACAAAGACAAUGAAGAUAAUUUGAUAUCUUCAUCAAUGGAAUUCCAUACUGAUGGACCUUGAAAUCUGAUAUUGAAUAUACCAUAAUUUGUUCUUGCUUUUGGAAGAUAAUAAGACUGUUUUGCACCAAGCUGUUUUGCAACAAUCGCUUUCAACAGUUUAACCGCUGAAUGAUCGUAGGAGUCACGUUUGUUAGUUCUAGUUUUCUUUAUGAGGGUGUACCGUUAAAAUAAAUUUGAAGUUGACUAGUGCGACACCAAAUACGCGAAAAGACCCAUAUUAAAAUUAUCUUAAUCACCUCUAGUUAUAUAUGUAUACAAUUAUUUUGUCUUUCUUGUUCUUUUUCCGUUUGUUUGACGCUUCUGGCCGUUUUCCCACCCAACUUUUUAAACUUUAUUUACAACGUCCACAAAUAUAAGGAUCACCCUUUGUAAGGGAAUCCAAGACACUCUUGGACUCUGGAUUCCACGUCUUGGAUUCCGGAUUCCAGGUACUGGAUUCUGGAAUCUUUGUCAGUGGAACUUGGAUUCUGGAUUCCAAUCGUUAGUAGGAUUCCGGAUUCCUUGAAAUGUAUUCCGGAUUCCAAAGCCCAGGAUUCCGGAUUCCACAGGCAAAAAUUCGCUGGAUUACGGAUUCCACGACAAACAUUUUCCAUGGUCAGCUUAUCAACGUUGAUUUUUCUGAAAUCUGGAAGAUGGAGAACGGGCUUUUUUGUUGUACUUCUUCCCAUCGUGCUCUGUUUUAACGUUUGUGUUUAGCCUGAAAUGUGCAUAACUUCCUGUAGGUCAUUUAUCUUAUCUUAUCUGCUCUAUUUACUAAUUCAUUAAAUCAAACGGCCGUCUUUUCCCCUAGAUAUUGAUGAAUGCAGUAAUCCAAAGAGUUGUCCAUCUUACACUACAUGCAUAAACCAAGAUGGAACAUACAAAUGCGAUUGCCGCCAGAAUGGUGUGCAGUUCGAUGAAACUAAACUCCCAGGACACGCAUGUGUUGGUAAAAUUUUUUUUCACUUCAAUUCAAAUAGAGACGCCACUGAACCCUAAGGCGUGUCCAAUUUAUACAGUAGAUACAAACGACAAAAAAAUUCCCUCAUGAUACGACUUGUUCUUUUUGCAAAUAACAGUUUUUACUAAAAACUGCAUGAAUCAUUGGAUAAUGCAAUUCUAGAGCUCUGAUUGGCUUAGCCGUCAUCGUAUAUGAGCCAUUAUACCAUGCUCUACAAAUAUGGUAACUGUACGCGUCUGCUCAAGAUUAAAAACAAGCUGAAAAUCGGUUAUUUUUACAAAUAAAGUCGGGAAGAAUUCUCGAUAUUUUGUGGGCGUUUUCAGUUAUUCCACUCGCGCUUGUUGGAUAUGAGAUGAUUAUAGCCAACGAGGCACGUAACGCCGAGUUGGCUAUCUACCAUCUCAAAUCCAACGGGCACUCGUGGAAUAAUGGUUAAAUAUCGGGUGCGCAUAAUUCACCCUUUUGCAGCCUACGAUCUGAGUUGUUACGGGAGCCAUACACAGACCUUCAUUACCCAUUGGGCGAUAAAAAUGCGAAAGGACGAAUAAAAGUUGAUCGGUAUCAUGUUCUACAUUUAGGUUAACGGAUCAGUUUCAACGUGUCUUGGCUAGAUCAUUUAUUUUUUAAUUCAUGUACUCUAAGUUAGUUGUGAUUGGUUGACUUAAAUUUUAAUCAAAAGGCGUUUAUUGGUCGACUCGUUUUGAUCAAGCAAUCUGGUUGGCUCUGCAACUUUACAUUCUCUUUGCCAAGUAAUAGUGGAAUAAAUCAUGGUCAAUGUUUCUAGUCAUAAUGAAGAUACUGAAUAUUUGACUUUUUCCCUUGGCUUUCAGACAUAAAUGAAUGUUGGACAGGUCCUUUUCCGUGCCACCGUCUUGCAAGGUGUGAGAACACCCAUGGGUCAUACAAAUGUUUCUGCCCUCAGGGAUACACUGGCAGUGGAAGAGUAACUUGUGUUGGUAUGCCUGUGCUAUGACUAAGACUCAUUUCUAGAAGCUCUUUGUAUUCGGCAAUAUUAAGACUAAUCAUUUUAAAACUUAACAUUUCCUCCUUAAAUAUUAAGCUACCUGGAAAUUUGUUCUCCUUAGCUUCUCUUAAAUUUGGAAAAUUCGCAUGCAAAUGAUUAUCACAGACGAAACACAGUGUUUGUAAUUCGACGAAAUCAGUCUCGGAAUGAUCUGUGGAUUAAGAAUCGAGGCGCCAGCGGCAUCCAAGUUCAGUCUUAAGGUCGCCGGAAUUCGAGCUGAGUCUGCAUGUUGAAUGAAACACUAUGCAGAGUGUUUGUUAUGGCUUCCCAAAUAUGGAAAUUAAACAAUAGUUCCGUAUAACGAAAUUUCCAAGUCGAUUCACAGCUAACAAAGCACAAAAAUUUAACAAUAAUUUUAAAAACAUCACCACAACUACAUAACAGAAAAAAAACUAGUGCACUUUAUUGAGUGUCAAUGUAUUUAGCAUGAAAGUACUAAUUGGGGAUACUAUUUUUACGUUUCCUUCGGGAGACGGGACCGCCAUUUUAAGUGAUCAACCGAGCCACGCGAAGGUCAAGCCAUUUGCAGGGCAAAAGCAGUACCUUCAUUUUUCAGUCAUUUUAAGACCCUGUGUGUUGGUCCGGCCACGGGAAUCGAACCCGCCAUCUCCUGCUCUUCAGUCAAACGCUCUACCGACUCAGGUAAUCCUUGUAAUUUCAGAUGUAAAUGAGUGUAAAAAGGAACCCAGCCCGUGUUAUCAUGAAGAAAAUACUUUUUGUGUAAACACGAAAGGAUCAUAUCACUGUAAAUGUAAAACAGGCUUUUCUCGAAAGGAUAACAAGUGUGUCGGUGAGUAUGGUAUUUUUUCAAGUUUUUCCCUUUUGAUUCCUUCCUGUGCUCGAACAAAAAGUUUAUGGCUGGGGGAUUUUAUUUUUUUCUUAAAGUAAAGGAAUGUAACCGGUUAGGGUUAGGUUGGCCAUAAUUACAAAAAGAGAGAACUUUUUUAAUCAGUUAAAACUGAAUCUUAAAACAGUACAAAUCACGGAUAAAAAACGACGUUUCGACCGAUCUUCGGUCAUUUUCAAGUAAGUAAAAGAGUUAAAAGAAUUAGCAUAUAUAUAUGUGUAAGGUGUAAAAAUGUUAAGAACUACAAAACGUGUUUGAAAAUCAGUGAUAAAAGAGUGAAGUAAAGCAUGCAGAAAAAAAAACAACAAUAGAAUCUAAUUAAAGGGCUAUUUCAAAACUUUUGCACGAUGUGAGUCUGAUUGUACAUUGAGAUGCACUAGAAUUAGUUCCCUUCUAUGUUGAUUGCACAGGUGACGAAGUCACGGGCAUAAUAACGUUAAAAAAUGGCAGCCAAGUCAGUACAAUUAUUUUUUUCCACAGAUGGAACACUCUCAUUUCCUUUGGCGUUUUGUACAAGCUCUUCAUUAGCCAGUCUAGCCUGAUCACAACGCCACCACUGGUUUACCCGUGGAAUGACGUCUGAGAAACAAGCGCAGAAAUUCCAUACCGAAGACCAUCCCUACGCAGAUCUGGGUAGUGCUUCUGAUUGGUCGUGCCACGUGGGAAAUUUACUUCAAUUAAUAAGAAGCCUUGACACGUAAUCCGUUUCUCAUACGUCAUUUCACGCGUGGCGGCGUUUGUAAAUGCCAGCUGUGUUGUCAGGCUAGAGCUACUCAUUAUAGAUGUAUUUUCUCCGGGGGGGUGGGGGUUUGGUAACUUAAGGAAUUUCUGGGUGGGAAUUGUGCCGCUGGGGCCCUGGAACCCUUAACCUAUACCAGAGCUAGUUCAGCUGAAUUUUGCUACCCUAUACUAGAGUAAACUCCUCAAAUCCCCCCUAUCCUAGAGUACCUGUUUCCCUAGUCUAGAUAAAAUCUUCAACCAACUGAUCAGUUUCCUGACAAAUGAUACCCUCUUCUAGACCCAAACGCUCUGAUUUACAUACCCUAUCCUAGAGUAGACUGCUUGAAAACCAUACCCUUCACAGCGGCACAUACCUAUAUAGCCCAUAUAUGGCAGUACCCCCCCCCCCCCUCCGGGGGUAUUUUCACAAUGUAAAAAUGAUGAUGAGAACCGCGCGCUUUUGGUAUUACCUUCAGAUGAUGACGAAUGCAGUAGUGGUUCAGUUGAAUGUCAAUUGCACAGUGACUGUGUCAACACUAUUGGAUCUUACAUAUGCAAGUGUAGACAAGGAUUCCUUAGAAAUGGACCAUACUGUAUUGGUAAGCCCUGCAUGAUUACCACCGUGAACUGUUCCACUCUAUUCUCAACCUUUGCAUAAUUUUACCUCUCGAGGUGAAUCAUAACGCAGGAAAGAGAAAAAAACUAAAUAUUCUUUAAUGUAACUGAUACUGCGUAAACUUAAGCAGUUUAGAGAAGCAAAUCAGUAACUUGUAAAUGCUGUUCAAUAGGAUACUUUUUAAGAGUCAAUAAGAGGAAUGACGGACGUAUGGAGUAUUUGAAGAGGCAAGACCAUGGUAUUGGUUAAGACUUCACUAUUGACCAAUACGUUUUUCCAAUAAAAGCCCUGCCCUAUCUAGUAACACCAUACAUGACAAGCAAGAGACAUUAAAAUCUUCAAAGAGUUUGUUUAUUCUUCUUUCUUUCCAGAUUUCAAUGAAUGUUAUAGUGAUCAUGAUAAGUGUGACGUCAAUGCAUUGUGCACUAACACCGCGGGCUCAUACAAAUGCUUCUGCAAAGAAGGUUAUCAUGAGAAUGGAAACAGUUGUAUAAAGUAA
Porites lobata is the source of this 37594-nucleotide messenger RNA. The record is from the annotation of a GenBank genome assembly. Lineage: Eukaryota; Metazoa; Cnidaria; Anthozoa; Scleractinia; Poritidae.